CUUCUUGUUCAAAAUGUGACGACCAACAGGCUUAUUGACCGCCAUCAUUUAUCAAUCAUGACAAUGUCGAAAUUCCUUUCAAAAACGGCCGUUCGAGCGGCUUCCACGACGAGUCCAUCUUCUCAGAUGACCAAGGCAGCGGGAGACAUCUCCUCGGUCUUUCCCAGUUUGAGGCCGGACUACCAGCCAGAACCUUUGCCUUCGCGGUUCAAGGAUUUGAAAGCAGACCUGUUCGCGAAGAACGAAGAUGCUUUGAAGCAGAGCUGGAAGAGAUUGCUCCACAGCCUCGACGAGGAAAUACAGAAGAUCAAGGCCAAAGGGAGCGAUGUAUGUUAUUCGAUUCAGCUCAUCAAUAUGCCAUGCUAACUUUGUAAUAGAUUAUUCCAUCAGUCAAUUACUCAGACAUCAUCUCAGGCAAUGUGUCUGACGAGAUGCUCGCGGAAAUCCGUCACCGGGGAACCGUCGUGAUCCGCAACGUGAUUGACAAAGAAACAGCCUAUGGCUACCAGGAGAGAGUUAAAGAGUACGCUGCAGCAAACAAAGAGCGAGUGAAAGCCUUCCCUCCAGACUCUCCCGCAGUAUAUGAGCUAUAUUGGACACGAUCGCAAGCCGAGGCGCGAUCUCACCCCAGCAUGCUGAACACGCAGCAUUUUCUGCAGCGCCUGUGGCACUCGUCAGAUCCAAACACCCAAAUAUCUACGAGAAACCCCUUGACAUAUGCGGACCGCCUCCGGAUCCGAGGACCCGGCGAUGGCAAGUUCACUCUCGGGCCUCAUAUCGAUGGUGGCUCGCUCGAGCGCUGGGAAGACCCCGAGUACUCACGGGUGUACACCAAGAUUCUCGAAGGGAAGUGGGAGGAAUACGACCCCUUUGAUGCCAGACACCGUGUCAAGGCCAACAUGGAUUUGUACAACGGUGCUGGUGCGUGCUCCAUGUUGCGUUUCUUCCAGGGCUGGCUGUCCAUGUCUGAAACUGGUCCUAACGAGGGCUCGUUGCAUGUGUGCCCCAUGCUCCGUCACAGCACAGCCUACACUCUCCUGCGUCCCUUCUUCGAUGCCCAGUCUUCGCUGCCCAAUAUCGACAACACCUUCCCCGGCGCCGUUCCGGGCACUUGCCAAGAAUAUAACCCCGUUACACACCCCCACCUUGACCUCGAAACGACGAUGGUGUCAGUACCCCGUGUUGAACCGGGUGACUAUGUCGCAUGGCAUUGCGACUCGCUUCACUCCGUCGACAAAGAACACCGCGGAGACAAGGAUUCCAGCGUGCUCUACAUCCCCGCCACACCCAUGUGCGAGAUGAAUGUGGACUAUCUGCUUAAACAGCGCAAUGCGGCGCUUGCUUAUUCUCCCCCGUGGGAUUUCCCCGGUGCCGGUGGCCCUGGGGAAGCUGGCUUCCAGGGCGCUCUGGACUGGUCGUCUGUUAACACUGAUGGACAGCGAGCAAUGGGUAUUGGGAAAAGGGGCUGGGAGAUUACCGAGGAUAUGAGCCAGGGUGAGAAGGAGGCUGUGCGGUAUGCCAACAAAGAGUGUUUUGGUGAGGCAUAAAGCCACAAGCUAUAUACAAUAAUCGCAUCGACAUUUUGUAUCAUAUUUAUUGAAAAACAUUUCACAUAUGGCUUACCACACUGUUGUCAAUGAUUUUCGUAUGUACCAGAUCACGUAGAGCCUUUUCUGUCGCGUUCGUGAGCUUCGAGGCGGUCUGCUUCUUGAACAAGAAUACUGACCGCGCUCACAGCGUUCUAUACUAUCAAUACUUGGCUCGCUGCAAUUCGUCCCGUGAUGUACAAGUCUCAAUUUUCACUUCAGUUACUAUAAUUGGAGCUACUCGGCGCAUCUUGCGUGUACAAUAUAUAAGAUAAGCUUGCCAAUGUUCCCAAUCUGGACAAACGUGGCGAAUGGCGUUAUCUGAUUAUUGAAUUAAUUUUGUCACUGAU
Messenger RNA from Aspergillus ruber CBS 135680, 1936 nucleotides. Its product is annotated as DUF1479 domain-containing protein. Bases 432 to 1547 code for a protein of 371 amino acids. The record is from RefSeq and is a predicted model, not a curated record. NCBI's taxonomy places the organism in Eukaryota, Fungi, Ascomycota, Eurotiomycetes, Eurotiales, Aspergillaceae. The transcript has a single exon.